Messenger RNA from Leptopilina heterotoma, 3096 nucleotides. Its product is annotated as nucleolar pre-ribosomal-associated protein 1-like. The coding region runs from base 325 to 2952 and encodes 875 amino acids. Gene Ontology annotation, biological process: maturation of 5.8S rRNA from tricistronic rRNA transcript (SSU-rRNA, 5.8S rRNA, LSU-rRNA); maturation of LSU-rRNA from tricistronic rRNA transcript (SSU-rRNA, 5.8S rRNA, LSU-rRNA). The transcript is spliced from 8 exons. NCBI's taxonomy places the organism in Eukaryota, Metazoa, Arthropoda, Insecta, Hymenoptera, Figitidae. Gene Ontology annotation, cellular component: nucleolus. The record is from RefSeq and is a predicted model, not a curated record.
UUCGUGUAUAUUUGAUUCCAAAACAAUUUUUUACUCAUUGAAAAUAGAAAUAAAUAUGUGAUAUUAUAAAUAUGUAAAUAAGUGAGUUAAUUUAACGAAAGGCAUCAAUUAAUAUCCUUAUUUUCUAGUAGUAUUUAAAACAAAAUUGUAAAAUACUUAAUGUUAAACGUGUCAAAUAACAAAGUGACCAAAGUUAAUUUUUUGAGGUUAGGUUUCAAUGUUUUCCAAAAAAGCACGUGUUUGAUUAGGACAUUAAAAAUAAAAAAAUAAGGGAUUUUAUUGAAAUAGAAUUUAAUUCUGAAAAUAAUUGGUUCACUAAAAAAAAUGGCAAAAUCAAAGAAAAAGAUAACUUCAACAGAGGAUCAGGGAGAAAUCGAAGUACCUUUGAAAAGGCAAAAAGUUCCUGAAAAUAGCACCGAAGAAUUUGUCGCUCAGGAAAAAAAGAAGAAACGAAAGAAGAGUGAAACAAAAGCACUUGACGAAUUUUCAGUAGAGGCAGAACAAGAGGAAGAAGAAGAAGAUAACAAUAAGAAAAAGGCAAAAAAAUCUGUUGAUGUCACAGCAGAAGGAGAAAAUGAUGAUUCUAACGAUAGUGACGAGAAUGAAACGACGAAAAACGAGGAAAAAAUAAAUAAACAAAAAUCAAAAAAAUUCGAAAUAACUGGAAAAUCUCUGAGAAAUAGUUUUCAAAAGGAAUACGCUUUUGACGAAGUUCGAACAUUCGUAACAGUUUGCAAUGAAAAUAAAAAUUACGAUUUAGCCGCCGAUUAUCUUGAGGAAGGUGGCAGUGUUCUUGAAAUUCUCAAAGUUUUCGACACAACUGACAAAAAAAAUAUCAAUAACAUUGCCACUUUAUUUUCCGCUGUUCAUUUGCUCGUCAUUAGAGUCUUGGGACUGUAUCCAGAGGGAUCGGAGCAAUACACAAAGACAGAAGAAACCUGCAGACGAUUAAUAAACACUCACACAUCGUCAAUGCAAUCAAUGCUCUCGAAUCAAAGUAAUGCAAAGCAGAGGAAGACAAUUUUAAAAAUGCUCACAACAAUGAUAACACUCGGUGGCACAAUUCCUCGUGAUAUUUUAACGAAUCUCUCAUUAAAUUCACAAAUUUUAGAAACAGUCACACGUCUCACAAAACCAACUGAUCGAAAUAAUGUGAGAACAUCAUUUAUACACUUUAUCCUCGCAUUCCUCAUUGACGGACGAAAUAAUACAAUCAGAUCACUUUUGGAAAAACGUGAUAUACUUCCAAGUAUUUUUCCCGAUUUAAUAUACGAUUCACAUGACACAGUCAAUUUGGCAUUGACAACAGUGAAAAAAUACGUUCUCGAAAAUCUCACCAUCACUAAAACAAUGAAACUUCAUAUUUUCACGACUCAAGUUGUGCAGAGUCUUGUGAAUUUGUACAAUUGGAAGGGCCCGAAAAAUUGGCCUGGUUUAAAGAAGGAGAAGGAGAAAACGAAACAGGAGAAAAUCGAUCCCGAGGAAAAAGAGAUUGCAGUUGAAGCUGUACACGAAUUUCUUUUAAUACUGAUGACUUCGAAAAAGUACGGAAUUAUAUUUCAAGAUAAAAGUCUAGGCACUGGUCAGGGUAGAAAAAAUAAUCAAUUAGUGAGCACGGUGCUGAAAAGUCUCGAUCGUCCUUGGGAGCACGAUAAACCUGGCGAUUUAGUUGUUCAAAUUCUAAGAGCUUGUCCUGAUUUGAUGAAAGCACAAAUUACUCAAACAGAACCUUUUCUAUCGCCGAAAGCCACAACCAAGUGGAUUAAAUUAAUCCAAUUUUUAAAUCAGGUAAUAAAUUCUUUGGACAUUGAAAAAUGCUUCCAAGAUGCCAAAGAAUUGUCGGAAUUAAAAAUCGAGCAUUUUGCAAAUACUGUGAUAAAUUUAACUCUUCCAAUGAUAGUUUUAAGAAAGGCAGUCGCACCCGCUCUACUUCAUAGUAAUAGACGAGUUCGCCACGAAAGUGUUUUACUAUUCACCACAAUGUUGAAUCAAACGAAAAAAUUAUUAUCACUAGCCGAAGAUUAUUUCGAAUGCACAAAAUUUCAGAUCUUCAAUAAUCAUUUAAUUGAAUACAUGACGGAAAAUGCGCCAAUUUUCGAAAGAUGUCUAAGAGUUUGGAAGAAAGCUCUCGAACCGAGUGUGGAGGAAAUAACCGAAGAACAAAUCGACACUCCAUCGAUAGAUGAAACAUUAGUUUCGAUUUUAAAUUUAUUGAAAGCUUAUCAAGAAGCUUUUCCUGCAUUAGUUUAUUUAAACGUAAAAACCGACGUCAAUUUCACAAUGCUAUUAACUGGACUCACAAAUCCGUUGGAAAUUCCAGAAAAUUUACAAAGCGACUUAAAUAUACUCGCCAUCGAUUUUCUUCUUUCUACCAACGCUUUUAUGUUUACUCCAGCUCAGGAACUUUAUGGCGAGUCUCUUUUAUUUUUACUAAUGGCGCUUGACGAGGAUUCGCCAUUAUUCGAUAAAGUAAAGAGUUCUAUUGUCAAAUUAUUGGAAGUGCCUCGAGCAUUUUAUGAAUGUGAGGAUCAAAUAGAAAUUUGGCUAAACACUUUUCUUGGACUAAAGGAAUUUAACGAACGACUCGAGGUCUCCUCUUGGUUCGUGAAGAUUGUUAAUAGAAUUUUCAAAAAUGUGGAAAAAUAUCAUUUGGCUAUUAAAACAGCGGAAGAAAGCUGCGGUAUUGAAAUUGAAAAGUACAUGAGCUUCUUUCAAGAAUUAAAGGCUAAAGGAGCUUAUUGCAAGAAGAACAACGAUAGAUUACAAUAUGUAACCUCACUGCCACUUGUUCUAUGCUCAGCGCUCGAUUCUUUAAAGAAAAAAUCAACCGAAAUUAUAAUUCGCUUUAUGAACGAAAUUUUAAUUCACACAAUAUAUUAUCAAGUGAAACCGGAUCCGUUAAUUUAUUUAACAAAGGACAUAAAGGAAUUGAAAUUGGAGCAGUAUCUUUGAAUUUAAACUCUGAUAAAUAAUAAACAAUUUUUUUUUCACAUUAUUCAUAUUUUUAUAAAGAGAUAUAAAUUUAUCGGAUUUUUUUAUAGAUAAAUUUUAUCUAUAAUUAUAUCUAAUUACAUCUUUAUUUUUUUUCUUGUCAAA